Acomys russatus (golden spiny mouse) is the source of this 3573-nucleotide messenger RNA. It is a transcript of the gene Igsf22, whose product is annotated as immunoglobulin superfamily member 22. Gene Ontology annotation, molecular function: protein binding. The record is from RefSeq and is a predicted model, not a curated record. NCBI's taxonomy places the organism in Eukaryota, Metazoa, Chordata, Mammalia, Rodentia, Muridae.
AUGACGACCACUCAACACUGGCAGAUGGUACAGGACUAUGUGUCCAUGGAGUUCUCCUGUUCCACUACCCACGGGAAGACCUUCUCCCCGACAACCAAGAUCGUGGGAGGCAAGCGGAGUAAUAGGGAAAGGGUUGCUAAGGUCUUCUAUGACAGAAUCAACAAGGAAAACAUGGAGACUCUGGUCCAACUGGAGCAACUGACCUCAGAGGACUCAGACGACCACAGGGGCAUUGCAAGUAAUGAGCACACAGAUGCCGUUACACGGUCCCUGCUGGUAGCCGAGGGCAUCCCUUUUUCCUCCUCCUGGCUUUUUCUCCUGAGAGCUAGAUGUCUGGCUAGGGAAACAGUAAGUAAAAGUCUUGGUCCCUCCCUGAUAAUCUAUGGUUCUCCUGACCCACAAAAGAAACGCAAGGUGACAUAUGAGAAAGAGAUGCCUACGAAUUGGGCCAAGACACCAAAGAAGGACUUUGCAAAGGUGUGUAUGGAGUAUGGUUUCCCUGACUUGCUGCUCAAAAAGCUCGAAGACAUAAAGAAGAAAGUGAAAGUUGGGGGAUUUCCUCAGGUCAUCAGGAAUCUAAAGCCACUAGAAGACACAGAAGCCAAGGCUGACACCACCAAAGUCUCCAGCUGCAUCAUGGAGAUGAAGGACCCCAAUACUGAGAUGAUAUGGGUCAAGAACGCUAAGCCUUUCCGAACCCAGUAUUCCCUGGGCAAGUACAGCGUGAGGCAGGUGGAGCAGUACACGCUAGUUAUUGCUAGCAUAAACAUGAGCAGUGCCCAUGCCUACAGCCUGACUGUGGGAGAGAAGUGGAUGGGCGCCAUGGCACAGUUCAACAGGACAGAGCUGAAGAGGGGUGACAAACAGCAGAUCUCACUGGUGGAGGACAGGCUGACUCACACAAAGAUAAAGGGCACCGACAAUAACCCAAAGACUAUCCCAUCCAGGGGUCAGAACAAGAGGGGGGAACGUGCACAAUUGCAAGGAAACUGUGGUGGUUUGGGAGGAGGCAAAAAUGUUAAUCUGUCUACAGGCCUUCCCUUUAGAUCUGUGACCCACCUCAAAAGUGCAUGUGUAAAAGGAAGGAGCCACUCUGACUUGAUGGCUAAGGAUGUGAAACUGCCCUCAAAGAAAGAAGAGUGACUGCUGUCACAUAGCUCCAAGCAAAGUAAGAGCCACAAAGGCAAGCAAGCUGAGGUGGUCAUCAGUGGUGCACAGAUCAGUGAAGGUGGGGAGUCCACCGUAGUGGCCAUGCAGGAUGGGAACCCCUACUGUCCCUGGCCCUCUUUCUUCUCGGAACAUCUAGCAACUCUGAAGAGUUACAUGUCAGACAGGUACUCAGCUGCUGGCAGCCCACCGGAAUUGUCUGUAGUGCUGAACAACAAAAAGGUGGCCGAAGGACUCAUGUGUGCCCCUCGCCUCCAGAUCACAGACUUGCCUUGUAUGCAGAUAGUGAAGCAGGGUAAGGUGUCCAUGCUCAUCUUCCCCAACAUGGGCACAGAGCAUGAAGGAAAAUACACAUUCUGUGCGAAGGUCACAGAAAAUGAAGCCUAUGCAUCCAUCGCAGGUAAGGCCCUCUGAAGGGAGAAAAUAUUCAAGGAUGUUGGGCCAGCCUGUAUGUUUCAUUGCCACCAGCAUCUGGCUAAGAUGCCCUUCUGAGCAAGGCCAUUACCCAAAGGGACAUGGUACAAGGAUGGUAUGUAGGUGACCAAGGAGGAGGCCAUGUCCAUGGAGCUCAACAUCUCCAGCUGUUUACAUAAGGACUGCAGUUUGGUCCUGGUCAAUCUCAAGAACGACCAUCAUCACACAGCAAUUGCCACUGUGUACCUCAAUGUGCCAUUGCACAGCCAAGUGCACUGCACACAGCACAUCUCCCAGCAGUCACUUGGCUGUUGCUAUGAACUAAACACUAAGAAUAUGGUUGGAGGAGAGAUAGAUGACAAGGUGGAAGCUUACACACUCUAUAUUCUGGCAGUCCAUCAAGAGGGUGUGAGUGACCCACCUGAGACUGAGGAAGCCGUUGCAGGGAAUCCCAUAGAACUCCCUGGCCUUACCAAUCAGCGCCAAGUGGCUGAUGUGACCAUGGAAUUGGUGACCAUCACAUAAAAUGUUCCUGCCCAGGAUUGAGGAGCAGUGCUUGGCUACUUUGUCAAGUGGAGAAAGAAAGCAACAAAGCUGUGGGUGCCAGCCAACAAGGACCCAUUCAGGGCGAGAUGCACAGAAUACACUGUAGAGGACACAGACUAUAAAUUCCAAGUUACGGCUGUGUGUAACCAUGCCAGCAUGCCAACCAGUUCAGUGGCGGUCAAGGAUCCUGCUAAACCUCCAGGCGUGGUAAGGGGCCUAAACGUGUCUGAAUCCUCUAACUCAGCAGUUCUCAACCUGUGGUUUGACCUCAGCACCUGGCUGAGCCACACAAUGGUAGGUGCUGGCACAGCCCUCUGCAUGCACAUAGACCUCUUUGACUUGUCCCUGAUUUUGCCCCCCACACUCUCCCCUGGCUCACCACCACCCGCUGUGACCUGGCCGAAAGACAGCAUCGCUAUCAAGGGCUAGGAAACCAUCACCAAGGGAAAAAAAUUACUCCCAAUUCUCAUUGGCAACACUAACUGUUCUGACCCUGGAGAGUGUCAGCCUUCACUCCAGAAUGAGGUAGCCAACAAACCUCCAGUUCUUCCGCAUUUCCCCAGGCUGCCUGCAAGCCUGCACCUAUUUAAAGAGCCCCCCAACACAGUGACUGUGACCCAGAAUCCUGAUGUCCAGGAGAUGAGCCCCUCCCCCACCUGGUUCACUGCAGCUAAACAUGUCUUCAACAACAAGUACACGGUGCCCAGCAGAAAACGCUACUUCAGAGUGGUGGCUCAAAAUGAAAUGGGUGACAGCGACCCACUGUACUCCAAGGACACCUGGCUUGUCAGUAAGGACCAGACACCUAAGACUACAACCCAGGUCUUCCAGGUUCCAUUUAAACAGCCCUGGGGGUUUCUUUUGAGCUCUAAGAUGCUGACGGCUCACAGCUGCCCGUCAUCCCACCUAUGCAGUGAGAACCUGAGCACCAAGCUCAAGUCCUGUCAGCAAGAAUGACGCCAUGGACCCCACUUUCUGACCCAACUCCAGCCACUCACUGUGCUCUCUGGCCAGGACUACACCGUGCCUGACACCUUCCUUGGGAACCCAUGGCUCAUGGUGAUUAGCUACAAAGGUCAUCCAACAUCGCUGUCCAUCCUAAGUUCUGGCACAACUCCACCAGCAGCCUAUGUACCCCUGCAUCCCCCUUGCACACCACAGGACAGCAGGCACUGCCUGUUAAAAUCUGAGUGCCUCUGCCAGGGCUUCAGCUCUAAACUAAUCAGCCAAUCUAACCCCACUCCUUUCAGCAGCCCAACUAACCCAGAGUCCAAGAGGAGACUAGAGGAGGCUGCAGCCAGUGGGGCUGGGGCUGGGGCGGUGGGUAAAACAGCAGCAGAGAACACUGCAGAGCUAACAGUGACCAAGACUGCUAGACACCUAUACACAGGGGCCUAUGUCAAGGACAAAUGGCAGACAAUGAUGAAACACUACCCACCGUCUUGA